Messenger RNA from Miscanthus lutarioriparius, 330 nucleotides. NCBI's taxonomy places the organism in Eukaryota, Viridiplantae, Streptophyta, Magnoliopsida, Poales, Poaceae. The record is from the annotation of a GenBank genome assembly.
AUGCCAGCUAUAUUAGGAUUGUCUGACGAAAUUCUUCUCCGCAAGAUUGAGUUCCUAGUCAAUGAGGCUGCGAUGGAGCCAUGGUACAUUGUUGAAAGGUCUGUCCUGUUCGCAAUGAGCCUUGAGAAGCGGUUAGUGCCCCGGCAUUAUGUCAUGAAGGUCCUGCAGGAAAAGGGAUUGAUGAAUAGCAAUAUGAGCUUUUCCUCAUUAGCUGCAAUUGGAGAGGAGGCUUUCAAAUCGAAGUUCAUCGACUGUCACAUGGACUCUGUUCCUGGCCUUGCAGAUGCUUAUGCGGCAGCUUGUGCUGGUAUUGUGCCCUCUAGAGUGUAA